Messenger RNA from Schistosoma rodhaini, 2501 nucleotides. Lineage: Eukaryota; Metazoa; Platyhelminthes; Trematoda; Strigeidida; Schistosomatidae. The record is from the annotation of a GenBank genome assembly.
UAAGAUGAGUGGUGUGGACCUUCAAUUUGUUCAUUCCAAAAACUGAACAUACAGAGAGAAUCAUGGGAAAAUGGCCAUCAGGAAUCCAUUACACUAUCCUUAGUGUAAGUCUGAAUUCCCAUUAUCUUUUUUCGGGUUUCUGGAAUAUAAGAACAUCAAUCAAACUUUUUCUCAGGCAAGAUCUAUACCUUACAACUUCGAAGAAGAACCUGAAUAUCAUUAUUUCAGUUAAGAAAAUUUUGGUAUUUGAGUCAAACACUUUCGAUGCUUGCGUUACACCUAGUGUCCAGAUGGCAGCGUUCUGUCAGGUCUGUCCGCAGAAAUUACCACUCGCAAAAGAAGAUUAGUGAUUACCUAACAAGUGGCUACUUUUUAGAAAUUCUACCCAAUAAAAGUGAAAAACACCUGUUAGACCUUGAAACGACAAAAAGCUUUUCUGUUUAUGCUGGAUUUGAUCCUACAUGUGACAGCCUGCAGUUAGGAAACCUUGUAGCUGUCUGUGGUUUGCUUCGAUGCCACUUAUCUGGCAAAGAUAUUGUUGCAGUUGUUGGUGGAUCUACUGGUAUCUUGGGUGAUCCUAGUGGCAGAAUUAAAAAACGUGAUUAUCAAUCUUUGGGACAGUAUGCCUCCAAUUCCACUCUCAUAGAGCACAGUCUGGAUAAUAUAAUCUAUAAUUACUGGACACACAUUGUCCCUGCUUUACCUAUUUCUGGAAAACUAGGUUCAGUUCAUGUCGUUAACAAUUCCGAUUGGCUUACUCAAAAAAAGGUGAUGGAUGUUUCGUGCGAAGUUUUGCCCCACUUCAAGUUGUCAGAAUUGUUGGAAAAAGAAAGCGUUAAAAUAAGAAUGGAAAGUGGAAAUACUAUGGAUCUUGGGGAAUUUUUUUAUCCAAUUGUACAAGCAAUAGACUUCCUAUACCUACAUGAAAAGUUUAAUUGUUACAUGCAGGUUGGUGGGCACGAUCAGAUCGGCAACAUAACUUGUGGAUUAAACCUCAUCUAUCGCAAACUUGGUCGGCGUGCUUUUGGCUUAACUGUUCCUCUGCUGACUACCCCAGAUGGUCAGAAAUUGGGAAAAUCUGUUUCGAACUCAGAAUGUGGAAUGGAUACUAUAUGGCUAAUGAGUAAAAAACUAAAACCUUACAAUUUCUACCAAAAGAUUUUAAAUUUGCCUGAUAGUAUUAUAUCAGAUAAACUAGUUCGUCAAUUGACCUUCUUUGGACCCGAUGAAAUAGAUCAAUUGUUAAUUGAUCAUAAAAAGCAUUCUAAUCGUCGUAUAGUUCAAAAGGCUCUGGCCAGAGAACUCACUUUACUAGUUCAUGGAGGCCUUAUCACUCAUUAUUAUAUAACUGUCCAUAUAAUAUGUAUUUCAGUGUUAACCGUGUGUAUUUACUUAACAAUCAUUUCUGUCCGAUAUCAGUGUACUUUAGUACUGGCCUUCGGUGAAAUAUUCAGGCUAUACGAUAACGUCUAUGUGUAAUGAUUCAUAAUUUGUGAUAUUUAGUCAACUAGGUUAUCAAGAUUUUGCAUACUGUCUGUUCAGUCUAUCAUUUACUAUAGUUACUUCGCUUAUGCUUUACAAGCUUCAGAACUUGCAACUCGAAUAUUUUUUCCUAUGAGUUCUGUAAAUUUCUCGGAUGAUCACAUGCCGCUCGAUAAAAGCAGUCUGGAAAUAAUUCAAAAUGAACUGAAUAAUUCAGAGCGUCACUACCUCCUUUCAUGCUUGGAACCAUCCUCACAAUUUCUACCAGUUAUUUAUCCCAAAAAUUUCACUGAUUCUCUGAAAAGUUCUGGAAAUAAUUAUAGUCAGCUUUUAGAAAGUGUUUUAGACCUAAUCAUGCUUACCUCAAACUUUAAAGAUCGAUCUGAAGCUUUACAAACAUGUUUCACUAGAGGUGUUGUACUAAAUAGUGUUAACCUUUUAAAGAAGGGCAGUAAAUUUGAAAUAUCACCCGAAAACAUACAAGCAGCAUUUAGCAGAUUUGAUCAAACCACGGGUCUAGGUAUCUUACGACUAGGUAAAAAUGAACAUUGGUUUGUCGCAACCAGAUCAAACUUUACUCAAUAGACUCUCUAAAAUGUAUUGCUGUAAUGUAACGUGUAUGUAUUGUAAUUGUGUACAAAAAAUGUUCAUUGUUAUUUCCGAGAAGUUACAAGUUUCGUUUACCUUUGAUUGUGAUGAUUACAAUUUCUUAAAAAUAAACUUAGUGUGCAUAUGAUUGCAAAUGAAAUAAUCUUAUCAGGAAAGAUUCGAGAAUUUACGUGCUUUGUUGUCUAUGUCCUAACAAGAUACAUAAAAUUUUCUAAAGCUUACUGGUUAUGUCUUAAUUUUAACUUAAUAUAGGGUCGUAAGCAGGUUAUAGACGGUUAUUCGUUGGUCGAAAUCUCAGUUUAAUUUUUAUUACAAAGAAUCAUUGUAUUUUUAGGAAUUAUCUAAUAAAGAAUUUUUAAAUGUUUAUUACUUUCCUACAUGCUCUACAAAUAUACAACAUCUCCCAUCUA